This is a messenger RNA of Pseudozyma hubeiensis SY62, 540 nucleotides long. RefSeq lists its product as hypothetical. Gene Ontology annotation, biological process: UDP-N-acetylglucosamine biosynthetic process. Gene Ontology annotation, molecular function: glucosamine 6-phosphate N-acetyltransferase activity; monosaccharide binding. Gene Ontology annotation, cellular component: endoplasmic reticulum-Golgi intermediate compartment; Golgi apparatus; endoplasmic reticulum. The coding region runs from base 1 to 540 and encodes 179 amino acids. The transcript has a single exon. NCBI's taxonomy places the organism in Eukaryota, Fungi, Basidiomycota, Ustilaginomycetes, Ustilaginales, Ustilaginaceae. The record is from RefSeq and is a predicted model, not a curated record.
AUGCCGACCACAACCUCAAACCUGACACCCGAGUCAGAGCUUCAGCUCGCUUUCGAUCCGAGCCUCAUACCACAAGCAUCGAAAGAUCUUCUACCAGAGGACAUCAUCGUUCGUCCUCUCGCCAGCGACGACUACAACCGCGGUCACCUCCGUGUACUCGCCGACCUCACCCAAGCACCAGAUAUCGGCUUCACCGCGUGGUCGAAGCAGUUCGCACUUCAAGUCGCUUCACCGAACACCUACUAUCCCAUCGUCUUCAUCCACACGCCCACCGACCAGAUCGUAGCAUGCGGCACCAUGUUUGUCGAGUUCAAGUUCCUGCGCGGCGCCGGACUCUGCGGUCACAUCGAGGACAUUGUCGUUCACAAGGAUGGUCAAGGUAAAGGUUUGGGUAAGAGGAUCAUCGAAAUUUUGACAGAGGUCGGCAAACAAAGAGGCUGCUACAAGGUCAUUCUGGAUUGCAGUGAGAAGAACGUGGCCUUCUACGAAAAGUGUGGCUAUCACAAGGCAGGAGAACAGAUGGCCGUGUACUUUGUAUAG